GUCCAACCCAGAGCUGGUUGUCUCUUCUGAAGACGACUCAGACAGCGACGGCGGCGUUUCGUCCUCCCAGGUGGCAGCGUGUCUCCGGGAUCGUUUCAAAGCAGUGCGCUCCUUCAUCCUGUCCGACUCCACGCUGUACAACCAGAUCCUGCAGUACCAGCCCCUGGUMCUGUCUCAGUUCCAGGCGCAGCUUAAGGCGGCGGGGAUCCGCCUGGGCGCUGCCAAGCUGAUGGACUACUUGGACUCUCAGUGCAUCACCUUCACCACGGCCAAACCGGGCCACUCUGCAGCCAGCAGAGGCUGGCGAGGCAGGAAGACAAGUAAGAGGGGACGGGCAGGAAGUGGCAGGAACAAUGCUGUGUAGGUUCAACUGCAACACGUUGUAAUGUAGAAACUUUUA
Molecule: messenger RNA, 400 nt
Organism: Austrofundulus limnaeus
Lineage: Eukaryota; Metazoa; Chordata; Actinopteri; Cyprinodontiformes; Rivulidae
Product: structure-specific endonuclease subunit SLX4
Biological process (GO): DNA repair; DNA replication; resolution of meiotic recombination intermediates
Cellular component (GO): Slx1-Slx4 complex; nucleus
Source: RefSeq, a predicted model, not a curated record